CCCGCCCCGGAGCCGAGGACUGUCCUCCCAGCCCGCUCCGGCGCUGCGGCUGCUGCUGCUCUGCUAACGGGCUCCGACCCAGCGAGCGCCGCGUCUGCGCGUCCCUCCGCCCGUCCGUCCGUCUGCUCAUCUGCGCCAGGAGGCCUCCGCCGCGCGUGUUUUGUGCUGCUGCAGAACCUGAGACCAUGGCCAAACCAGCACAGGGUGCCAAGUACCGAGGCUCCAUUCAUGACUUCCCUGACUUUGACCCCAGCCAGGAUGCCGAGACUCUGUACAACGCCAUGAAGGGCUUCGGCAGUGACAAGGAGGCCAUAUUGGAGCUGAUCACUUCCCGGAGCAACAGGCAGAGGCAGGAGAUCUGCCAGAACUACAAGUCCCUCUAUGGCAAGGACCUCAUUGCUGACUUGAAGUAUGAGCUGACGGGGAAGUUUGAACGACUGAUUGUGGGUCUGAUGAGGCCACCUGCUUAUGGUGAUGCCAAAGAAAUGAAAGAUGCCAUCUCGGGCAUUGGUACCGAUGAGAAGUGCCUCAUUGAGAUCUUGGCUUCCCGGACCAAUGAGCAGAUCCACCAGCUGGUGGCAGCGUACAAAGAUGCCUAUGAGCGAGACCUGGAAGCUGACGUCAUUGGGGACACCUCCGGCCACUUCCGGAAGAUGCUCGUGGUCCUGCUGCAGGGAACCAGGGAGGAGGACGAUGUAGUGAGCGAGGACUUGGUGCAACAGGACGUCCAGGACCUGUACGAGGCAGGGGAACUGAAAUGGGGAACAGAUGAAGCCCAGUUCAUUUACAUUUUGGGAAAUCGCAGCAAGCAGCAUCUUCGGUUGGUGUUUGAUGAGUAUCUGAAGACCACAGGGAAGCCGAUCGAAGCCAGCAUCCGAGGGGAGCUGUCCGGGGACUUUGAGAAGCUGAUGCUGGCUGUGGUGAAGUGCAUCCGGAGCACCCCCGAGUACUUUGCUGAAAGGCUGUUCAAGGCCAUGAAGGGCCUGGGGACCCGGGACAACACUCUGAUCCGCAUCAUGGUCUCCCGCAGUGAGCUGGACAUGCUGGACAUCCGGGAGAUCUUCCGGACCAAGUAUGAGAAGUCCCUGUACAGCAUGAUCAAGAAUGACACCUCUGGCGAGUACAAGAAGGCUCUGCUGAAGCUGUGUGGGGGAGACGAUGAUGCUGCUGGCCAGUUCUUCCCGGAGGCAGCGCAGGUGGCCUAUCAGAUGUGGGAGCUUAGUGCAGUGGCCCGAGUAGAGCUGAAAGGAACCGUGCACCCAGCCAGGGACUUCAACCCCGAUGCAGAUGCCAAAGCAUUGCGGAAGGCCAUGAAGGGGCUUGGGACUGACGAGGACACCAUCAUCAACAUCAUCACGCACCGCAGCAACGCCCAGCGGCAGCAGAUCCGGCAGGCCUUCAAGUCUCACUUCGGCCGGGACUUGAUGGCUGACCUGAAGUCUGAGAUCUCCGGAGACCUGGCGAGGCUGAUUCUGGGACUGAUGAUGCCACCAGCCCAUUACGACGCCAAGCAGUUGAAGAAGGCCAUGGAGGGAGCCGGCACAGACGAACAGGCUCUCAUCGAAAUCCUAGCCACUCGGACCAAUGCAGAAAUCCGGGCCAUCAACGAGGCCUAUAAGGAGGGUGAGUGUUGGGGACAGUGCAAGAAGAGCCGGGCCCCCGGCUCCACGGGGAACCGUGAGGAGGGAGGAGAAGACCGGGAACGGGCCCGGGAAGAUGCGCAGGUGGCUGCUGAGAUACUGGAAAUAGCAGACACUUCCAGUGGCGACAAGUCUUCCCUGGAGACACGGUUCAUGAUGAUCCUGUGCACGCGUAGCUAUCAGCACCUCCGGAGAGUCUUCCAGGAGUUCGUCAAGAUGACCAACUAUGACGUGGAGCACACCAUCAAGAAAGAGAUGUCUGGGGAUGUCAGAGACGCUUUUGUGGCCAUUGUUCAGAGUGUCAAGAACAAGCCGCUCUUCUUUGCCGACAAACUUUACAAAUCCAUGAAGGGUGCUGGCACGGAUGAGAAGACCCUCACCAGGAUCAUGGUCUCCCGGAGUGAGAUUGACCUGCUCAACAUCCGGCGGGAGUUCAUUGAGAAAUACGACAAGUCUCUCCACCAAGCCAUUGAGGGCGACACCUCUGGGGACUUCCUGAAGGCCUUGCUGGCUAUCUGUGGAGGCGAGGACUAGGACCACCGGCACUGGCGGGCACCUCUGCCGAGCGACGGUCAGCAGCACCACCCGCCACCACCCAGUCUGACUGCUCCGUUCCAGCUCCAGAGACUAAGGAAGGGAUGGGGCGGGGGCGGGGGUGGGGUGGGCGCUCGUCUUCAACUGGGGUUUAGGAAAGGCUGCUGCUCCCGCGAGCCACUGAGGGCCCAGCACGGUCGCUCUUGCUCACGUCUGAGCGGCUGAAGAACCGUAACCAUUGAUCCCGUCCGCCUCCGCUCCCCAUCUUCCUCCUCACACCUUCCUAGCUUCUGUGCCUCAUCACAGCCCCUGUCCUGGUUUGGGCUUUGUCAAAUUCAAAAACAUACUGAGCCUUUGUCUGUGAAGUGAGUGAUGUGUGUGCUUCGCAUGGUGGGGUGUGGUGGCAGGUGCCAGUGGAGUGUCCUGGGGGAAGGAGGGAGACAGUAAGUGUCUCCCAGCAGUUCCGCUGCCUCCGUCCUGGUUGCUAGAGCCCUGAACCCUGGGUCCAAAUACCUGGGUUCAAAUUUGCUCCGCCACACACUUGCCUUAUGACCUUGAGCCAAUCUCUUUCCCUCCCUGAGUCUCUAUUUAAUUACCUACAAAAUGAGAGAGUUUGACAAAACGAUCCGGGCUUUCUCUUCUAACACUGACAUUCUAGGAUGUGCCUCCACACCAUUUCCUUUCCACGUCUUCUCUCUGUAAAUAAAAAGAGACAUGCAGACACAUAAA
Vicugna pacos (alpaca) is the source of this 2903-nucleotide messenger RNA. The record is from RefSeq and is a predicted model, not a curated record. Lineage: Eukaryota; Metazoa; Chordata; Mammalia; Artiodactyla; Camelidae.